Fusarium redolens is the source of this 906-nucleotide messenger RNA. RefSeq lists its product as uncharacterized. NCBI's taxonomy places the organism in Eukaryota, Fungi, Ascomycota, Sordariomycetes, Hypocreales, Nectriaceae. Bases 1 to 906 code for a protein of 301 amino acids. The record is from RefSeq and is a predicted model, not a curated record. The transcript has 3 exons.
AUGUCUUCCAACGGAGCUGAACGUCUGGCAAACAGAAAGCCCAUCAAGAAACCCGUCCCAGCUUAUCUCCCAUCCCCAGGCUCAGUCCUUACCGUUGAUAAGGCCUUGUAUACUUCAAUCCGCGAAGCACCGCGUGAACUAAUCGAAGAAUUCACUCUACCUAUUCGAUCUGGAAAAGCAUGGAAAGCCCCGGCGGGAUGUAUCGUCAAGAUCAGCACGCCUGAGGGGCCGCAGGUUGGCGACUUGAAUAUCUGGAACGCAUAUAACCCGCGUGAACGCUUCUGGGCGUCCCGCACCAAACAACUCCACGCAUCACACGUCUCAACGUACGACCGUCUCUGGUCUACGCUCCCCUACAUGCGUCCCCUGGCCACCAUAAUCACCGACACUUUGGACUGGUAUGGCACAGAUGAGCAUGGGGGUAGAGUGCACGAUCUCCUCGGCACGCGAUGUGAUCCGUACAUCAACACUGUUCUCAGCGGAGGACAGUAUAACUUCCAAUGUCACUCUAACCUCACGCGCGCGGUGCUGCCUUAUGGUUUGAACGAGGGUGAUGUUCAUGAUGUUAUUAAUAUCUUUCAGGUCACGGGGUUGGAUGAGCAGGGGAGAUAUUUUAUGAAUCCUUGUCCGGCAGAGAGGGGGGAUUAUAUUGAGUUUUUGGCAGAGCAGGAUUUGCUUAUGGCUUUGAGUACUUGCCCUGGUGGUGAUUUAUCGCUUUGGGGUUUUGGGGAGGAUAGUGAGGAGGAGAUGAUCAAGUGCUGCCGACCUCUCAAGGUUGAAGUUUAUCGUCUCAAGGAUGAGACUCUGCUGCAGAAGGGUGGAUGGAGACCAGCUGAGGUUUCUGGGUAUAAGGGACGUCAUGGCUUAGAUGUACCGCUUGGUGAGAACAGAGAGGAGAAGGCUUAG